AAAGCUAUCUAUAUAAAGAGAAUUUAAAACGUGUAAAAAAUAAAAUGUAUCUAAAGAAAAAAUGUUUAUCGGUACUCUUGGUCAUUUGUUGGAUUUAUAUAUUUGGUUGUUCGAAAGCAUCGGCAUGUUCGCUUGACCGUAUGAGAGAAUAUGCGAAGCAGGCAUGUGAACAUUUAUUUGAUUUUGACACGGAAGUUAGAGAAAGACGUUCACUCGACUUAAAAAAGAAUUAUGAUUAUUUACCAAGACAACCUUUAAAACAUUUUCUUAAUGUUAGACGCAGCAUCUAUCCACCUGGUGGUUAUUUAAAAGUGGCUCCAGAACAUUAUGAUAAAUUAAGUAUUUUGGAUGUGAGCCCUCGUUACAAGUCCAAGAAAAUCUCUCAUAUAAUGAAUGAGAAAAAGAUGCGCAACAAACGCGAAGGCAAAAACUAUUUCAAUCACAACAAUAACAUUCCAUAUUGCUGUUUCCAUAGAUGCGAUGCUGAAUUCUUCUGUGGGUAGCCAUAUUGUUAAGACAUUUAGUUAAUUACUUAGUUUAAUUAGUAUGUUUACUUUUUUUAAUUAUAUGUAUAAUUUAAUUAUAAUAUCGAGCAAUUAGAAUUAUGCAAAUGAUGCCUUCCAUAUAGAUUAAGACAUGUAUUUAAGCUUUUAGAAAGACUAAAAUAUGUACCUUAUUAGCAAAGAAUAAAAAUAAUAAUUUUAUGUAUUUAUUAUAUGUUUAAAAUGCUACUUAAAUUUUUACUUCGCUAUUCAUAAUCAUUUAGAAAAGUUAUCAAUGUUUUUAACAUGAUCAUUUCUCUAAAAGGAACAAUUGAUAACUUUAUGAAUAGAGGAGUAAUUGACAAAAUAACAAAUACAAAUUUAAGUUACUUAUCAUUCAGUAUUAUUGUGCAAAUUGCAUUUGCCAUUCCCACCAAACCCCAUCUAUCACUUAACAAUACGUUCCAAUAACAAUUGGAUAAAUUCCAAUUCAUUAAUUAUUUUAUAAGAAUUUUUACCGUUUACAUUAAUUAAGUUUAGUUUAUAUGCAUAUAUCAUUUUUUAUAUUUUUUAUAUUAUAUUAUAUUUUUAUAUUAUAUGUAAGAUUUUACUUUUAUAAGGAAAA
Molecule: messenger RNA, 1107 nt
Organism: Lucilia cuprina (Australian sheep blowfly)
Lineage: Eukaryota; Metazoa; Arthropoda; Insecta; Diptera; Calliphoridae
Gene: Ilp8
Exons: 3
Coding region: 45-503 (152 amino acids)
Source: RefSeq, a predicted model, not a curated record